GCUUGCUGGUUUCCAUUGAUCAGCACUUUGAACAGGGGUGCUCCUGUUAUUAUAACACGGGAUAUUAAUAAGUAUAAUUGCUGCAGUAGUGGAUUGUGAGAUCAAAAUGCCCCGCCGAGGUUAUGCCAAUUUCACUUAUUUAAUACAGCGACGGUAAUAAAAAUUACUUUUGCCCAAAUUGGCGUCCAAGGUAAUUACAUUGUACAUUCUGAACGCCCCCCUAACAACUCGAAGGUAGCCUGCUUUGCCUCUGAAAAGCUUGUAUACAUAAAUCCGUGCGUGCGAACAUUUGAUAAGGGGAUUUUGUUUCAAGUUUUUAUGAUAUUAAAAAAAAAUUGAAGACAUUCAGAAUCAAUGUUUCCAAGCCAUGGUUCAUUUCAAUAAUGUUUUCUUGUGACGUUCUACGAUUUUGGCCACGGGAACAACUUAUUCGGAAAUUCUUUGCUGCAUCUUUGUUACUGCUUAUGUUAUUUUCGAUUUUUCUUUUCGGGAUUUUAAUAUCGGAGAAUGAAAGAUUUUCCAAAGAAAUUGAAGGAAAUGGAGAAACCAAGCAAGAACCUUAUAUUGGAACUAAAGCAAAACCGCGCUCUUUGCAUCAAUCUGAUAUACCACAGGAAGACAGUGACAUUUUCUAUGUCGACAGUGAACCAAAAAAUGUCGUAGCAGACGACCAGUUGCAAAUCGUGACGUCACACCCGGUGAAAAAGUUACCGAAUGUGUUGAUCAUUGGUGUCAAGAAGUCCGGAACAAAAGCACUCGUAGAAUUUCUAAAAAUACACCCAGAUGUCAGUGCGCCAGCAAACGAAAUCCAUUAUUUCAGCAGGAAUUUUCAUAAAGGUCUUGACUGGUAUAGGCGACAGAUGCCUGUGUCUAUUGGGAACCAAAUAGUCAUAGAAAGGACGCGUGGUUACUUUGUUCACAAAGAUGCUCCGUUGAGAAUUUCCCUCCAAAUUCCUAACGCUCGACUAAUUGUAGUGGUUCGAAACCCAGUGCUUCGUUCCCUCUUAGAUUACACCUCUCAGUGUGUAAGGAAUAAAAGCAAAGUAUCUUUCCUGGAAAACUUCUUUUGGAAUAAUAUUACCGGUUUCAUUGAUAUGUCACGUGACUUUGUACAAACCAGUAUGUAUGUGAAGUUUAUGGAGAAUUGGUUGAGCUAUUUCAAACUUGAACAAUUCCAUUUUGUAAACGGCGACAUGUUAUACAAGAACCCAUCUCUAGAGCUCAGUAAACUGGAGACAUUUUUGAACCUCAGGAAUAUGAUCUCAUCAGACCAUUUCUUUUAUAACACGUCCAUUGACGCUCUUUGCAUCAAGAAAUACGAAUGUCAAGGUCGUUCUCGUUGUUUUACAGAGAACAAGCUAAAAUAUCGCCCGCCAUCUUAUUUAGUGCGGCGCCUACGAGAUUUUUUCCACCCUUUUAACGAGAAAUUUUAUAAACAAACGAAACAACAUUUCAGCUGGAAUAUUUAAUUUGCACACUGGGCUUUUUCACCAGAUGCAAUAACUGGGCGUGUUGCCCUUUAUAUGUCUUUCAAAGUUGCGUGUCAAUCGUUGCUUGUAUAUACCAAGAACAUUAAUAUUGUUGAUAGUAUUGAAAACCCGUUACUUUUAAAUGCAUUUUUAUUAUACUUAUAUGUUUAUAUAAUGAAUAUUUGUUUUCCUUAUCAAUACAUGUUAUUUCUCAAUGAAUCCGAUUGUUGUUGUUGUUUUCAUGUAUUCAUUAUGGGUUUGAAAAAUUAAAAAACUGAGCUUGCCUUACUGAAUAGGUUUUAAAGCUGCUAUGUCUGAUUGUAUGUCAUAUUUGAUGAACGUUUACGUCGUAAAACAAAGGUUUUAUUAUGAUUGUGUCUAUCGAAAAGCAACAAAUUAGAUUUUUUAAGUCAUUUAAUACGCUUGUCUUGGGUUUUCAUUUAAUAUACAGAACAAAAGUUUCCGAUUAUUAAACUAUCAUUUGAA
Messenger RNA from Magallana angulata, 1955 nucleotides. Its product is annotated as heparan sulfate glucosamine 3-O-sulfotransferase 3A1-like. The record is from RefSeq and is a predicted model, not a curated record. Gene Ontology annotation, molecular function: [heparan sulfate]-glucosamine 3-sulfotransferase activity. Bases 384 to 1469 code for a protein of 361 amino acids. The transcript is spliced from 2 exons. NCBI's taxonomy places the organism in Eukaryota, Metazoa, Mollusca, Bivalvia, Ostreida, Ostreidae.